GGGGCGUUCAGACAGUUAUCUUCUGUUAUAAAGGACUUUCGCGGUGGCUUUUGGGAGUUGUAGUCACCCUGGCAUCGGAUAUGGAUUGAUUCCUCAAGUGUUUUUAAGGUUUGGACUGUAAAUCCCAGAGGGCCGUGCGGCACGUCCUGGUUCUUUCCCUUUGUUUUGAGGGAAUGGGUGUAAUGCGUUUACACUGUACUGGGCAAAUUUGAAGAUAGAAAGCUGUGUGUGUCCUUGAUACGACCAUUUACUCUUGAGAAAAAGGAAAUAAUUUGGUUUCCAGACCUUGCUUAUUCUACAGCUGGUUUUGAAUAUAAGUACAGUACAUAAAGUGGAUGCCUAAUGGCAGGUUCAAUAGUUAAUUUAUCAGGUCAAGGGUUGCAAAAAUUGGGAUCAACUUUCUCCUGUGAUGCAGAUGUGCAUACUUUGAUUCUGGAUAAAAACCAGUUAAUUAAAUUGGAGCACCUGGAGAACUGCAAGAAUUUGAUGCAGUUAUCAGUUGCCAAUAAUCGACUCGUCAGGAUGAUGGGUGUAGCAAAGCUGACUCAGCUCCGGGUAUUAAACUUGCCUCAUAACAGUAUUGGCUGCAUAGAGGGAUUGAAGGAUCUUGUGCAUUUAGAAUGGCUAAACCUGGCAGGAAAUAAUUUGAAGACUAUAGACCAGAUCAAUACCUGUAUAUCUCUUCAACAUCUUGAUUUGUCAGACAACAAUAUAUCCCAAAUAGGGGAUAUCUCCAAGCUAUCCUCUCUAAAGACUCUACUGUUUCAUGGAAAUAUCAUAACAUCAUUGCGUACAGCACCUACUUGUUUACCUCAGAGUCUGGCUAUCCUGUCAUUGGCAGAAAAUGAAAUCAGAGACUUGAAUGAGAUUUCUUCCUUGGCUUCCCUUCCUGAGCUGGAGCAGUUAUCAAUUAUGAACAAUCCCUGUGUGAUGGCCACGCCUUCCAUCCCAGGGUUUGAUUAUCGGCCAUAUAUUGUCAGCUGGUGUCUCAGUCUUAAAGUCCUAGACGGCUAUGUGAUUUCACAGAAAGAAAGCUUGAAAGCAGAAUGGCUUUACAGUCAGGGCAAAGGACGAUCCUUUCGACCAGGCCAGCACAUUCAGUUAGUACAGUAUCUGGCCAGUGUUUGUCCUCUUACUACUAUGUUUGGGCUCCAAACUGCUGAAGAUGCCAAACUGGAAAAAAUACUACAUAAGCAAAGGUUGCAUCAGAGACAACUGAUGUACCAAAGCCAAAUUGAUGAAUCACCUGUACCGUCAUCUCAGAAUAAAGUGCACCCUACUACUAGUGAGCCAAACAGCCCUGUCCACCGGCCACAGAGAAUGAGUGAGAAUGGGCCUGUUAUCAAAAAGAACACUUGGGUUUCAGCAAAUUCCAAUGAUGACCAUUCAUAUGCAAUUUGCCCAGCCCCAAAGCAAGCUGAAAGAAGUACUUCUAAGGAUCUUUAUCUGGAUGAUAUACAGACUGAUGAAGACAAGUUAAACAGUAGCCUUCUAUCCUCAGAAUCUACAUUUAUGCCAGUUGCUUCAGGGCUGUCUCCAAUGUCUCCUACUAUUGGGGAACUGAGGCUUCAUGAAAUUGGCAUUGAUGUGGAUGGUAUGGGAAAUGCUAACUCGGACUGUAAUAAACAACAUGACGAAGACCAAGAUAAUACUUUAGUUCUUGGAGAAGGUGCCAUCAAAUCAGCAGGUGUUGUAGAAAUGCAAAAGAAAGAUCAGGAGAGAGGCACUUCGUCCACUUCCAGUUUAUCAGCAAGUAUUGUCAAUCCUCCUGCUGGCCACAGCGACUGUCAAGCACCUUCUGAAAGACAUGUGGAGUGUGAUGAUUUGAAGCAAUCAUGUACCUCUGAAGAGAAGUUAUUUAAAACAGUUUCCCUUGCCAAAUCUGUAGAACUGUCUCCUUGUGCAUCUGUAACUUUAAUGCAAAAGGAAGACAUUCUUGAAGAAAUGAACAAAGCAGCUACCAAGCUUCAAGCCUGUUGGAGAGGGGUUUAUGUGAGGAAGCACCACCCCAAAGCUAAGGAGGUGCGCUAUGAAAUCAGACUCAGCAGAAUGCAGGAGCAUAUUAUACAUUUAACUGAAGAAGUAAAACAAUUAAGAAAAGAAAAAGAUGAAGAGAAACUUCAAAGGAUGGUGCAAGAGGAAGCUGUCAGAUUCCUUUGGAAUCAGGUCAGAUCUUUCCAGGAGUGGCAGCUUUCAGUAAACGCACAUCUGAGUAAUAUCUGGCAACAUGAUACUCCUGCAUCAAGCAUUUUGGGUCCCUCCAAACAGCCAAUGGAGUCAUCUGGACCUUCUCCUGUUGAUAUUUCCACCUGGGUAGUUUCAGCUGCUGAAGCUUGUCACCAGAAAUAUUUGCCAGAAUAUCCUGACUCGGGCUUCCAUUCCUGUGUAACUGACCAAAAUUGCCUUAAUGAAUCUCGUGGCUCUGAAGGACAUUUGACAAAUGCAAAUGAGAGCUCUCUAGUGAAUUCUUUGGAAACAGUCAAACCAUGUGAGAAUUUCCUCGCAGGAUGCUCCUCAGACAUGGAGGUCAUGCUGCACCAUGGGGAUUGUAGUAAGGAGAGCUUAAAUAGUGAGCAGGAUAGUAGUCUUCUCCAGCAAUAUUUAAAAUCGGUUGAGCAGUUAGAUAGAGCUGAUGACAAUACAAAUGGCAGCAGUGGAACAGAGGGCAGUGGGCCUCAUACAGCUGUUUCCUCAAAAGACAAGGGUGUCUUACUCAGCACUGUGUUAGGCUCUCAAGAAGUACAUGCAUCAGCACAAGAUGAAAUGGGUCAUGCACAAGAAAUUUGCAAUUUGAAUGAAGAAAUAGAAGGAAAACAGACAGGCUGUGACUGUUCCUUUCCAGCACUUGCUGUUAGCAUUCCUGUGUAGCAUAGUAACUUUUUUGUUAUUUAUACACAUUUUUAAUACAUUUUUGGGGCUGGGGGCAGGGAGGCAUGUGUUCCUAUACUGUUACAAGCAAUCAGCUUGCAGUUUUGCUAAUCUUCUGUUCCUUGACUGACACUAUGUUAAAUCUGUAUCAGGUAGGGUUCACUAUGAUGGAUGUAAUUGCACUAUUUUUUAAGGCAACUUGGAACAGCAACUGAUUUCUACAAAAUAUAAUGUUGAAAUUUCUGACCACUUUUCCUAUUUCCUUAGUUGAACUAAACAAUUAUAUUUUUCCCAGAGGACAAAACAUACUCUUGUAUUGCAAUUCUCAUCCUAAUAAACUAUGGGAAGAAAUUAAAAUAAUCAGUAUUUAUAAUUUGAGGGGCAUAGGAGUACAAGAAAUUCAUAGUUGAUAAUAAUUAUUGAAUAGCAUUUUGGAAAUGUGUAUUUAAACUCAGGUACUAAGCCACACCUUGGAUAUUUUAUUUGCUAGUCCUGGGUUUGUGUUUGUAUUGGCUGGUUCUAAGCAACAGUGAGGUACCAAUAUACAAAACUUGUUUUACGAACAUGGCUAUGGAAUUCCAUGCAACUUCCCUGAACAUACACAAUGUUUUUCCAAUGAUGCAGCAGAGCCUGUUUGGCAAUUUCAAGGACUAGAGAGAAGGAUACAUCAUUCUCUUCCACUACAUUCCAGGGACCACACAAACAGAUUUAUUCUCCUUUUAUGAGGCCAGUACUCCUCUGACAAGUUAGUCCAAAAUCAGUGGCUCAGAGACUUUCCCUAAAGAGGGUCAGAGAUGUGGGAAGACAGUCUUGCUUGGUAGUAUCAUAACAACAGGGACUUGGGCUAAACAAGCUGAAUUAAAUGCCGGGUCAUUGUGUUGGUUCAUCUCCUUCCCUGCCAACAGUGAGACAUGCGGGCCAAUGGUUGGAUUUUGCUUUACUGCUGAAGGAUAAUUGGUCGCUAGGCAAGUGACACUACUACAUUCCAGUGGUUCAGAAGCCUUGGGAUUUCUUGCAGUCAUGAACCCUUACUUGUAAGUCCUGCUCCAAGUUGUAACAAUCUUCUCCACUCGGAACCCAUGAAUUUCUUCAGGUAGUGAAUAUAUAUCUUCACAGAUAUUUUCACUCAUAUGUGUGAAUAUAUCUGUGAAGAUUCUCAGUC
Molecule: messenger RNA, 4030 nt
Organism: Pogona vitticeps (central bearded dragon)
Lineage: Eukaryota; Metazoa; Chordata; Lepidosauria; Squamata; Agamidae
Gene: CEP97
Product: centrosomal protein 97
Biological process (GO): negative regulation of cilium assembly
Cellular component (GO): centrosome
Molecular function (GO): protein binding
Source: RefSeq, a predicted model, not a curated record